Messenger RNA from Vespa crabro (European hornet), 3051 nucleotides. Its product is annotated as cell adhesion molecule 2-like. The transcript has 6 exons. The record is from RefSeq and is a predicted model, not a curated record. The coding region runs from base 847 to 1740 and encodes 297 amino acids. NCBI's taxonomy places the organism in Eukaryota, Metazoa, Arthropoda, Insecta, Hymenoptera, Vespidae.
CUGGUGUUGUGGCCUCACUUCUUCCCUCUCUCUUUCUCUAUCCCCGGGAGCUUCUCCACCCUCGCGAAGCGUCGCUAGCUCCGUGAACCAUCGUCAACUACCACCGGUAGCGACGGCGGCGGUGAUAGCGGUGGAGGUGGAGGCGGUGGCGGACGCAGCGAUAGCACCGGCAGCAGCAGCAGCACCAACAGCAGCAGCAGCAGCAGCAGCAGCAGCAGCAGCAGCAGCAGCAGCAGCAGCAGCAGCACCACCACCACCACCACCACCACCACUACCACUACCAUCACUACCACACACCAUCAACAUCACUAUCACCAUCACCGUCACCACCACCAAUAAGCGGCAGCAGUAGUCGUCGCGUGUCCCGCUUUACCACCUCCUCUUCUAUUUAGCGGCCGCUCCGCCGAUGCCGCAGUACCGACUGCUUUCCGCGGAAGGUGGAAACCCGUGUAACGCAACUAUACAUAUAUAGAUUUUCAAUUAGUCAAGUGGGCCGACCAGUAAGGAAGAAAAUUAUGUGCCAUCCCGAAGAAAGAAGUUACACUUAAAGGCUUUAUCGUCUUUCAUCGACGAUCCUCCAUGUUAUACAAGUUCAAGAGAAGGAAAGGAUCGAUCCGCUACAAGGAGAAGAACGCGGACGAGGAGGUGGACGAGGACGAGGAAAAGCGCGCGCGUUAAUGUCCUCUAAAAGAAUAGGAGAACGGGAGAAAAGGAAAGGCCACGUUGGAACCAUGAAAAGAAUAAGGGUAUCGUGAGAGAUAGUUGUUCUCUUCCCUAUUUCGUGGAAAAGUUCAUGAUCGGUACAACGCCGCGCCGUCCUGGAGAAGGAGAAGCAUUCGCGAGAGGAUGCUGCGCUACGUGGACUCGUUUCGUACGACCCUACCCUCGAGACUCAUUCUUCUCUCCCUAUUACAUAUUUAUUCAGAUAUAACGGCCCUUCGCAUGACGACCCUACAAAUACCGCAACACGUCGUUUUCAACGAAACGAUUCGUAUGCAGUGCAACUUUAGCCUGGACAACGAGCUGCUGUAUUCGGUGAAAUGGUACAAAGAUGGUCAUGAGUUUUAUCGAUACGUUCCGAAGGACGAGCCGACGGUACAAAUUUUUCCCGUCGCCGGCGUAAACGUGAACACGCAUCAUUCCACGGAAAGAUCCGUCGUCUUGAAUAACGUGGAUCUCUCCAGUUCCGGGAGGUAUCGAUGCGAGGUGUCGGCCGAAGCGCCAGCUUUUCAAACCGUUUCCGAUCAUGCCGACAUGACGGUAGUCGUCCUACCGAACGAAGGCCCUUUAAUAUCGGGUGGUCGAUCGAGAUAUCAGGUCGGCGACGUCGUUCGUCUUAAUUGUACAUCUGCGCCCUCGAAGCCAGCUGCCCUAUUGACGUGGUUCAUUAAUGGCGAAUCCGCCGACGCGCAAUACUUGAAAGGUCCGCAUAUUACUGCUGUCGACGCGAGAGGAUUGGAAACGGCGGUUUUAGGUUUGGAAUUUCGAGUUGCCAGUAAACACUUUAAAAGAGGCGACAUGAAGCUGAAAUGCUUGGCAACGAUAGCCGCUGUCUAUCUUCAAAGUAACGAGGAGAGCGUUGAAGGGGACGAGCGAAUUUUGAAAGCUCCAGUAAUGGAGAGCCGCGAAACCAGAGCACAGAGUCAUAUUCGCAAUGACUUGAUCAAUGGAUGUUCAGCCGAAGCCUCGUUGAAAUGGAAAAUGCUCCUCUUAAGCGUAGGAAUCGUUUUUAUGCGAUAAUAAGUCGUCGCCGAUCUAAGUCGUCGCCGAUCCAUGUCGCCGCCGUCAACGCGCGAAGGAGUCGGAAAAAGAUUAUAUAGUAACAUAAACGACUAAGUCAAGAUACAUGUGUCAUUCCAUCGUAUCUAUCGUAUUCAAUCUUUAAUCCCCGCACAUACCCAAUGUAUCUAUUAAUAUCAUUACAUAUACGACGAGUACUUAUCUCUCUUCUCCGUGCGCGCUUCAUCGAUAAGUAAAAGUAAGUAUUGUACCUACGUACUACGUACUACGUAGUAUACUAUUAGGUACAUGACGUACCUACGUUUUAGGCUCUAAAUGUAUUUACAUGCACGCGCGUGAACAAUGAUAAAGGAAAAAAAAGAAGGACAAAAAAAAAAUGGGAAAAAGAAAUGACACUCAAGAAAGAAAAUCUACAAUAUAUUAUUAUCGUUCGACAUAUCUAACGUAAAAGUAAUCCGUCUUUUCGUACGGCUAUUAAACGAUUGUCCAAACUGAAUCGUCGAAACUGUAGGUACUUACUUCAAUAAUACUCUUUUUCUUGUAAUACUUUCACUUCUCCCAUGAAUCUUACUCCUUUUGGUUCGCUGAUGGUGCGAUGCAGAAAAAAGAAUAAAAUAAGAUAGCUAGCAUCGCAUAAGGUGUGCUAGCAUCGAGAUCGGUCUUUUCAUUUCUCUCGAGUAAGAAACACAUGGAAAUGCCAAUCAACAAGAUGAUACAAAAAAGUUAGAUUGAUUGAAGUUCAUCUUAAUGAUUCAUUCGAAGAGCGUACUACGUGUAUCGUACGAUCGGUUAGUAUCGAUCUUUCGUAAUAUUUUCUAUGCGUAUCAUGGAUAUACAUAUCAUUCAUUUCUCAUUCUGACAAUUAAAAGAAAAAUAUUGUACUUACAUAACACUUUAUAUGUAAUGUAAGUGCAUGAUAUGUACGUGAGUAUGUAAUGGGUGAUAGCAGAAAUAUGAUAUUUGUGUGAUGUUGUAUUGUUUGUUAAAAUAAAAUAGAAGCGAAAUUGUAGGUCGAUUCCGAUGUUACGUCGCAUAUGAAAUGUUCUUGCAAUAUUAUCUUUCUAAGAUUUGGGAAAGUAACAUUCCUGUUUAAGACUCAUCACGAUAUAUUCACGAUGAUCUUCGCGGUUUCGUUAGAAAAGAUAGUAGUGGAAUCGAUUUACGAUAUUGCGUAUCGAACAAACUCUGCUUCCUUUUCGUACGAAGCAGCUCGUUAAUGUCCCUAUAUAUGUCUUACUCUAUAAGUCUUUACGUGCUUGUAAAUAUGUAAAUAAUUUUCAUCGUUAUUAAAAAUUAUUCAUUAUUAUAAUA